This is a messenger RNA of Nycticebus coucang (slow loris), 1215 nucleotides long. It is a transcript of the gene VTI1B, whose product is annotated as vesicle transport through interaction with t-SNAREs 1B. Gene Ontology annotation, cellular component: SNARE complex; Golgi apparatus; endoplasmic reticulum membrane. The transcript has 6 exons. Gene Ontology annotation, biological process: Golgi to vacuole transport; macroautophagy; regulation of protein localization to plasma membrane. Bases 295 to 993 code for a protein of 232 amino acids. Gene Ontology annotation, molecular function: SNAP receptor activity; SNARE binding. The record is from RefSeq and is a predicted model, not a curated record. NCBI's taxonomy places the organism in Eukaryota, Metazoa, Chordata, Mammalia, Primates, Lorisidae.
CCGGCACUGCUGCUCGCUUGGGCGCAGCACUGGUCGUCGAGGAGUCGCCUGAGCCGCGCAGCCAGCCGGAUUUCCCGUCAGGCUUUCGCGCCCGGUGCUCCCGCAGCGGCGGCUGGAGGACGGGGGCGUUCCGGCUUAGGAGGACCCCGCCGCGGCCCCGGAAGCGCCUCAUUAGGGGUGGCCGGGGCGCGGCGGCCGCCGUGAUGGCUGCGGGGCUGGGCAGCUGAUUCCCGCGCGAGGAGCGGGCCCAGCGCCCAGAAUCUCGGCGGCCACUGCUCGAGCGCCGCCUGCGCCAUGGCCACCUCCGCCGCCUCCUCGGAGCAUUUCGAGAAGCUGCACGAGAUCUUCCGCGGUCUCCAGGAAGACCUACGAGGGGUGCCCGAGCGGCUCCUGGGGACGGCAGGGACCGAAGAGAAGAAGAAGUUGAUCAGAGAUUUUGAUGAAAAGCAACAGGAAGCAAAUGAAACGCUGGCAGAGAUGGAAGAGGAACUACGUUAUGCACCUCUGUCCUUCCGUAACCCUAUGAUGUCUAAGCUCCGAAACUACCGGAAGGACCUUGUCAAACUCCAUCAGGAAGUGAGAAGCACACCUUUGACAACCACACCUGGAGGACGAGGAGACAUGAAAUAUGGCACAUACGCAGUAGAGAAUGAGCAUAUGAAUCAGCUGCACUCUCAAAGAGCAUUGCUUCUGCAAGGCACUGAAAGUCUGAACCGAACCACCCAGAGUAUUGAGCGUUCUCAUCGGAUUGCCAUGGAGACUGACCAGAUUGGCUCAGAAAUCAUAGAAGAGCUGGGAGAACAACGAGAGCAGUUGGAACGUACCAAGACUAGGCUGGUAAACACAAGUGAAAACUUGAGCAAAAGUCGAAAGAUUCUCCGUUCAAUGUCCAGAAAAGUGACGACCAACAAGCUGCUGCUCUCCAUGGUCAUCUUACUGGAAUUGGCCAUCCUGGGGGGCCUGGUUUACUACAAAUUCUUUCGCAAGCACUGAACUCUUCAUAGGGAGGGCUUCGUGGACCAGAACUUUGACCCUGUGAAAGAAGGGUGUUGGGGAUGUGGAGUAAGUGCGUUGCUGCUGCAGGGUAGCAGUUGAAGGAUGCAUAGUGCAGCCAGACUCUGGGAGGAGGGAGGAUGGAAAGCCAAUUAAAUGUGAAGGAACAGCAACAAGACCAGUGUGAUAUACCAAGGUAAUAAAUGGUGUUUAUGACUUCUU